GGAGAGCGUAGGUUUAUGGUGGAACUGUGUUUAGCCCAGUAUAAUAAGCUAGAAGGCAAAAGCGGCGUUCUAUACGACGCGGUGGCUCAAGCUGAUUCCUCUAUAAUAGGAGAAUGGAAAGAGAUCAAAAAAACUAUAGUAGGGGCUAUGCAUCUUGCUUUAGUUCGGCCCACAAAAAUUAUUCUCAUUGAUAAAGCUGGAAAGAAUCCUGAAGCAGUGUACCCUGAUGGACGUUAUGCAUACUCUGUAGAGUAUGAUUUAACUACAGGCAAUAGUCGUAUUCUUAGCUUAAAAACAAAUACUUUUUGUUCUGCUGG
Molecule: messenger RNA, 317 nt
Organism: Racocetra persica
Lineage: Eukaryota; Fungi; Glomeromycota; Glomeromycetes; Diversisporales; Gigasporaceae
Source: the annotation of a GenBank genome assembly